GUGAGGACUUCCCUAGGGUGGGUGGCCCUGACCCCAGUCCAGGCAGGUUAUAAGGCUACAUCACCAGGCCAAGGGAACACAGAUGGAAAAGAGAGAGACCAUCAUGUCCUCUUGGAGCCCAGAGCGAAACCAGAGCCCAGGAGGCCUGAGCUCCCAUCUUUGUAGAACACUGUUCGUGCUACUGCUAUCUGUGGCCUCAGCCCAGGAUGUCACACCAAACCGUGACACCUGCUUGGUGUUCCAGUCGAGCAACGGCAGCUCCGUCUCCUGCCACCCACCUGCCAAACUCCCUCACCGCUUCCCAGCCGACACCGUCUACCUGGUGGUGGAGUUCUUCAACCUCACCCAGCUGCGGGCCGACACCCUCCAGGGCGCCUCUAACCUCCAGGAGCUGCACCUCUCCACCAACCAGCUGGAGAGCCUCUCGCCCAAGUUCCUGCUGCCGGUGCCUCUGCUGAAGGUGCUCGACCUAACCCGCAAUGCCCUGACCCAGCUGCCCCCAGGCCUCUUCCGGGUCUCGGCCGCUCUCCACACCCUGGUGCUGAAGGAGAACCGGCUGGAAAUUCUGGAGCCCUCGUGGCUGCAGGGGCUCAAAGCCCUGGGGCAUCUGGACCUAUCCGGGAACCACCUCCAGACACUGCCCCCUGGGCUGUUGGCCAACUUCACCUCCCUGCGCAUCCUUGACCUCAGCAAUAACCAGUUGAAGACUUUGCCCUCUGAUCUUCUGAGGGGCCCCCUGCAGUUGGAAAGGCUGCAUCUGGAGGGCAACAGAUUGCGGGUGCUUGGAGAGGGGCUCUUGGCACCCCAGCCAGACCUGCGCUACCUUUUCCUGAACGACAACAGGCUGGCCACCGUGGCAGCUGGUGCCUUCCGAGGGCUGCAGCAGCUGGACAUGCUCGAUCUUUCCAACAAUUUGCUCACCAGCGUGCCCAAGGGGCUCUGGACAUCCUUGGGGCAGCCCACCCGGGACAUGAAGGAUGGCUUUGACAUCUCUGGGAACCCCUGGAUCUGUGAUCAGAACCUGGAUGACCUCUAUGGGUGGCUCGUGGCCAACAAAGACAAGAUGUUCUCCCAGAAUGCCACACGCUGCGCUGGGCCCGAAGCCUCAAAGGGCCAGACGCUCCUGGAAGUAGCCGAGUCCCACUGAGGCCUGGGGCUAGGGUGGGGAGACAGGCCCGGCAGCACACAGCACGGUACUUAGCAAAUAAUUCACCUACGGCUUUCCAGAGCUGCCAGGAUCCGCUUGGCCCAGGCUUCCCAAAAUUCACGUUGGGCUCUCCAGCCUCCUUGUACCCUCUUCCAAGAAUGCCUUUCCCUGGGGGCACUUGGCUGGCUCAGUCAGUAGUGCACGCAACUCUUAAUCUCAGGGUCGUGAGUUCAAGCCCCACAUUAGGCACGGAGCCUACUUAAAAAAAAAGAGAAUGUCUUCCCCUGUUUUCCAGAUCUCUUGGUCUCCAAGCUCCCUCAGCCUGCUCGGCCUCCCGCUGGCCCAGCCCUGGCUACACUAGGGUUGUCUCUAUCUGGUUCUGCCUCCCCCACUUCGGGGGGCUCUCCGAAUGCAGGGCCUGGGGCUGGGUUCCCUCAUAGCCAGCAUCAUUCAGUUUGCGGUCGGACCCGAAGGGUUAAUAAAUAACUGUGGAAUGGAAUUGGAAUACUAGAAUAAUUCACUGUGUUCUGAGCAUCUCCCAGGUUGACUUCCUAGGCCUUCCCAGAGGAAGGAGAAGGAAAGAAGAGGCCUUGACCCAGGGCCUGGGGUGCAGGACAUGAGCUUCCAAACGGAUCGCAGUUGGGAUCUGACGGCCUGCAGCUCCUCCUCCCCCUCCCCCUAUCCAAGACUUCACUGGAAAUAAAACACUGACCGUUGCCCGGAGUGUCAUUUUACCGGUGGAUUCCUGCCAGAGCUUGUGUCCUGGGGAAGGUUUAAAUUAAACUGGAUUGCUUCAGGUCUCCAAAUAAUUUGUCAUGCUGGCCCGUGACAACCCAGGGGGAUAGACACCCAGGGCAGGCCUGGGCAGGCUGGGUGGAGCUGAAGGCUUAGGAGCCUGUGUUCUUCCAACUCAGAACCUUGGGCCACCUGCUGACACAGUGCUGGGCAUGCUGGGAGCCAGAGUCAGAUUUGGGGGGACCGCUGGGUGUUUGGGGGAAGGCCCCCUGGAAGAAUGGUCAUGCCCACGGUGGUGGUCAUUCCAGGCAUGACGGUGAAAGCCAGGGAGGGGCCUGGAGUCUGGCAGAGCGGGGUUUGAAUCGGAUCCCUCAAUUUGCUCAUCUGUAAAAUGGGAAUGAGCCGGCCUGAAUCCUGGCUGAGUUAAACUGCAGAUUUUUUUUU
This is a messenger RNA of Zalophus californianus (California sea lion), 2326 nucleotides long. It is a transcript of the gene LRG1, whose product is annotated as leucine rich alpha-2-glycoprotein 1. The record is from RefSeq and is a predicted model, not a curated record. The transcript has 2 exons. Gene Ontology annotation, cellular component: plasma membrane. The coding region runs from base 83 to 1147 and encodes 354 amino acids. Lineage: Eukaryota; Metazoa; Chordata; Mammalia; Carnivora; Otariidae. Gene Ontology annotation, molecular function: protein binding.